Chinchilla lanigera (long-tailed chinchilla) is the source of this 1385-nucleotide messenger RNA. RefSeq names its product PDZ domain-containing protein MAGIX. The record is from RefSeq and is a predicted model, not a curated record. The transcript has 6 exons. The coding region runs from base 48 to 1151 and encodes 367 amino acids. NCBI's taxonomy places the organism in Eukaryota, Metazoa, Chordata, Mammalia, Rodentia, Chinchillidae. Gene Ontology annotation, molecular function: protein binding.
UAUGUUUAACUUUUUAAGAUACUGCCAAGCUGUGUUCUAAAGCUGUUAUGCCAUCUCACAUUGCCACCAGCAGUAUAUUCUCCCUAUCUUUUGCAAUAUUUAGUAUGGUCAGGUUUUUAAAUUUUAACCAGGGUCCUCAGUUAAUAGAAGCAGCAGUGCCUGAGGCAGAGCAAGGCCAAGCAUUUCUAGCGGCUCCCCCAGCCAGGCCUCCUCGCCCACGGCCAGGUCACCGCCCCCAGCCUGCCCGCCCCAGCGCCCGGCGGCUCCUGUCACGGCUGGACGCGCGCCCCCUGGCGGCCCGAGCUGCAGCCGACGUGUCCGCGCUGGUACGCAGGGCGGGCGCCACACUGCGCCUGCGCCCGAAGGAGCCCAUUAGUGCGCUGGACUCUGCAGACAUAGAAGUCACAGACAGUCGCCUGCCUCGUGCCACUGUCGUGGAGCACCAGUCCCAGCACUGCAGGUCAGAGGCUCUGGGUAGGAGUACUGCACCACCUCGAGUGAGUCUGGAUAAGGCAAGCUAUGCUCGGAAGGUACCCCGGGCCUCCGAUUUGUUCUCUGUGGAGUUGCUCCGUGGGCCUGCAGGCUUUGGCCUCACCUUAAGUGGUGGCCGAGAUGGAGCUGGGGAUGACCCACUGGCAGUGCGUGGGCUGCUGAAGGAUGGGCCCGCACAGCGCUGCGGUCGCUUGCAGGUCGGCGACCUCGUGCUCUGCAUCAAUGGAGAGUCCACGCAGGGCCUUACCCAUGCUCAGGUCCUGGACCGGAUCCGUGCUGGAGGCCCCAGGCUCCGCCUUGGGCUCAGGCGGCCUCUCAGCAAGCCUGAGGAACUGGGAGGGCCCCAGAAACAAGAUCGCAGCCCAGAUCCUGGAGGUCCAGAGAGGAGGUCUCAGAGCAUCAAUCUUUCCCCAGUACACCACCCGAGAUCCAGCAGAACGCCCAAGGCCCGGGGCAUCCCGGAGCCUAGUGCAGAGGCAGUGGCCGAUGGUCCCGCGGUUCCUCCUCCAGAACUCAGCCCUGAGGACUCAGGCAGCCAUAUGGCGAGUUCCCCCGGGCCCUGGUUGGUGCCGAGCGAGGAGAGGCUCUCGCGGGCGCUAGGGGUGCCGGGGACCGCGCAGCUCGCUCAGGAGAUGGCAGCUGGAAGGCGAAGGCAUUAAGCAUACAUCAGACUGCUCUGUGCUCACUUGCUAGGGUCUCGCCAGGAUCUGUCGCAUCCCGACGACUGUGCGCUGGCGGUGCCCUGAGAGUUUCCUCUAGGUCCGGCCCCCCACUCCCUCUGCGUAGUCCACUGGCCACAUCCCCGCGCCGAGUUAGUGGUACAGCCCUCCCAGCCCCCCACCCCCGACUUCUGGUUCUGGGCGGGGAAGGUAAUAAAACGAACCUGUCCUGUU